Oryzias melastigma (Indian medaka) is the source of this 1340-nucleotide messenger RNA. It is a transcript of the gene tbcc, whose product is annotated as tubulin folding cofactor C. The record is from RefSeq and is a predicted model, not a curated record. Gene Ontology annotation, cellular component: cytoplasm. The coding region runs from base 81 to 1115 and encodes 344 amino acids. The transcript has a single exon. Lineage: Eukaryota; Metazoa; Chordata; Actinopteri; Beloniformes; Adrianichthyidae. Gene Ontology annotation, molecular function: tubulin binding. Gene Ontology annotation, biological process: tubulin complex assembly; post-chaperonin tubulin folding pathway.
AGCAGAGGGCGCUGUUCACCCCUGAAUAUCAACAGGAAGUUACGUAAGAGCUCCACCAGAAGUGGACUACGCACACAAAUAUGGAUGAAGUGAAUCAGGAAAAUGAGGUUCAAAAAGAUUUCAACGCUUCUAAAAUACAAGAGCGAAUGGAAAAACGCCAUCAGGCGAGGAUCGAGGACACCGAGCGGAGGAAAGAGGCCAAACAGAGCCAGGCUGUCAGCGAAGAGAAGAGCGAGUAUUUUUCCAGCACGUUCUCCAGUCAGAAGGCGGGGAUCGAGGAGCUGUUGUCCGGCUGUGCUGGAGCCGACCGAGCGGCGGUGACCCAGAAACUGGAGGAGGCGACGAACCAAACGCUGCAGCUGCAGAAGUUCCUGAAUGAUAGCGUGAUGUUCUUAACGCAAUACGAGCUCAAGCAAGCGCAGGGGGCUCUGCAGAAGCUGCAGACCACCAUCACUGAGAUCAGAGAGGAGGCUCUACCCAAGAAGAAGUUCACCUUUCGGGCUCGCAGCAAAGCAGCAGAUAAAGGGCUAGCCGAACCUGAUGAUGCACCUCCACCUAAUACGGAGAAAGAUGCUGAUACGGGAAUCACCAAGGUGGGUGGAGCUCCAUCCUCAGACCAGUGUGGCUUCUCCAACAAGAACAACGGGGUCUUGAUGAAGACUGCAGAGGAGAUCCAGAGCCGGGACGUGCUGCUGACUCACCUGACCAACUGUAAGGUGCGCCUGUUCGGUUCCCCCAGCACCCUGCACCUGAAACACAUCAGCAGCUGUGAGAUCCUGUGUGGGCCCGUCUCCACCUCAGUGUUCGUGGAUCACUGCAGCAACAGCACGCUGGCAUUCGCCUGCCAGCAGCUGCGGACGCACAACACCACGGACACGCAGGUGUACCUGCACGUCACCAGCCGAGCCAUCAUCGAGGACUGCCGCGGACUCGGCUUCGCCCCGUUCUCCUGGUCUUACCCCACCAUGGACCAGGAUUUCACUGUUUCAGGACUAGAUCGAAACAGAAACAACUGGAACCAGGUGGAUGACUUCAACUGGCUGGCUGCAGGAACGCACUCCCCAAACUGGACUGUUAUUCCAGAAGAAGACAGAAGAACCAGCUGGGACCUUUAGAAUAACACAUAAACCCUUUAGCAAGAUGGUUAAAGCAUCACAUUAAGUGCUUUAGGCCUUAUUAACCUCAUCUCUGUUUUGUUAUGAAGUUCAUUUAAAAAAAAAAUACACACUCUCAAUUUUUCCUGCAUGAAGAGUUCUGAAUGAAAAAUAAAGUUCACAUGCUUUCACAGUUAAAACAACCACACAAAUCUGUCAAAUAAUUCAAUAAAUACGUCAAAAAUA